AUGUCGACAAAGAUGAUAGAAGCGUGUUCUAAGUCGGAUCAUAAUCAACGGAUGGGACGGGGAGGAUAUACGGCUUUAAGAGAGAAACGGGUGGAACAUGAAAAACAAAUUAAAGAUGCAGAGGUGAAACUUGAUCCUGGGAUGGAUGCCAUGUCACUAGCCUUUGGCAAGGAUAAUGGUGGAUUCUUAAAAGGGGUUGGCACAUGUGUGACUACUAGUAGAUAUUUCAAUAUUCCUAUAACCAAAGGAUCUUCAAAAGAACAAAUUGUGGACCUAAAGUUUGAACUACAGAAUGAGAGACUAGAGCUUCAGAAAAAAGAUGAAGAACUUAAAUCGUUCUCGACAAAGGUGAAAGAACAAGAUAAAACACUAGAGAUAGUUUUAGCUCAUCUUGAAUCACAAGGAAAAAUGAUACCAAAUCUAACAUCUCAUCCAAAUCAGUCUCCAACACAAGUAUUUUCAGUGGACAAGAAUGUUCAAUCUCAUGUCACUCCUAUUACUAAUACUAUCACAGAGAAAGCACAUAUCACAGAUAAAGCAUUGACAAAUGAACCAGUUACACGAGUAAUGACAAAAACCAAGAAAAUAAUUGUUGAAUCUAAGAGUGUGACUACAAAUUCACAUCCAAAAACAAAAGAUACUCAUUCACCAAAACUCUCAUAG
Messenger RNA from Lactuca saligna, 663 nucleotides. The record is from the annotation of a GenBank genome assembly. Lineage: Eukaryota; Viridiplantae; Streptophyta; Magnoliopsida; Asterales; Asteraceae.